This is a messenger RNA of Melospiza melodia melodia, 1421 nucleotides long. RefSeq names its product protein S100-A14-like. Gene Ontology annotation, biological process: toll-like receptor 4 signaling pathway; positive regulation of granulocyte chemotaxis; positive regulation of monocyte chemotaxis. NCBI's taxonomy places the organism in Eukaryota, Metazoa, Chordata, Aves, Passeriformes, Passerellidae. The record is from RefSeq and is a predicted model, not a curated record. Bases 10 to 309 code for a protein of 99 amino acids. Gene Ontology annotation, molecular function: calcium-dependent protein binding; chemokine receptor binding; calcium ion binding. The transcript has 3 exons. Gene Ontology annotation, cellular component: perinuclear region of cytoplasm.
CCCCCGAGGAUGGGCCAGUGCAACUGCCGCAAGAAGAGAAAGGACUGCCAGGAGCUGACGGACGUGGAGCGCGCCAUCGAGACCGUGAUCAGCCAGUUCCACUGCUACGCCGUGAAGGGCCAGAAGGAGUACCUGACCCCCAACGAGAUGCAGGAGCUGCUGGUGCAGAAGCUGCCGCACCUGGGCAAGUGCGUGGGACCCCUGGAGGAGAAGAUCGAGUGCAUGGGAGACCCCAACGAGGCCAAGCUGGAGUUCGGGGAGUACUGGGACAUGAUGGGCGACGCGGCCAAGGGCUGCCGGAGGAAGUAGAGGGCGAUGGCGGGGACGGGGAGGGCCCCGAGGUGCCGCUCCCGGAGCUCCUGAGGCCGCCGAGCUCGGGGGGGACAGAGCGACCUCGGCGGGUCCCCCCUGCCCUUCCACCCCUGCCCUCCUCAGGCCUCCUGCCAGCCCCCAGCUCUGCCCGCUGUGGGGGUACCGGGGGGUCCUGGGUGCUCUGCCUCCAUCCCCCGGGACCCUGUGAGUUCGGUUCCCCCCGGUCCCGGAGCUCCGGAGUGAUCGGGACUCGGCUCCUUCCCCCUGAUCCCCCCGGGAUUUUGGGGCUCGAUCCCCCCAGCCCCGAUCCUCGGGACCCUCCGGGUUCGGUCUCCCCGGUCCCGGAGCUCGGGAGCGAUCGGGACUCGGCUCCUUCCCCCUGAUCCCCCCGGGAUUUUGGGGCUCGACCCCCCCAGCCCCGAUCCUCGGGACCCUCCGGGUUCGGUUUCCCCGGUCCCGGAGCUCGGGAGCGAUCGGUACUCGGCUCCUUCCCCUUGAUCCUCCCGUGAUUUUGGGGUUCGUUCCCUCAGCUCCGUGCCCAUAGGCGCCUCCACCCCCGGGUUUGUCCCAUCUCUGUCCCCGGGACCCUCCGGGUUCGGUUCCCCCUGGUCCCGGAGCUCCGGAGCCAUCGGGACUCGGCUCCUUCCCCCUGAUUCCCCCGGGAUUUUGGGGCUCGAUCCCCCCAGCCUCGGUCCCCGAGACCCUCCGGGUUCGGUUCCCCCCGGUCCCGGAGCUCCGGAGCCAUCGGGACUCGGCUCCUUCCUCCUGAUCCCCCCGGGAUUUUGGGGCUCGAUCCCCCAGCCCUGAUCCCUGGGACCCUCCGGGUUCUGUUCCCUCGGGACCCUCCAGGUUCGGUUCCCCCGGUCCCGGAGCUCCGGAGCCAUCGGGUCUCGGCUCCUUCUCCUCCGUCUCCCCGGGAUUUUGGGGUUCGUUCCCCACCAUGGCACCUCCAGGGCAUCUCCACCCCCGGGUUUGUCCCACCUCGCUCUCUCGGGACCCUCCGGGUUCGGUUCCCCCCGGUCCCGGAGCUCUGGAGCCAUCAGGAUUCGGCUCCUUCCUCCCGAUUCCCCCGAGAUUUUGGGGUUUGCUCCCCCAUUCCCGGUCCCCGG